Messenger RNA from Acaromyces ingoldii, 858 nucleotides. RefSeq lists its product as hypothetical. Bases 1 to 858 code for a protein of 285 amino acids. The transcript has 2 exons. The record is from RefSeq and is a predicted model, not a curated record. NCBI's taxonomy places the organism in Eukaryota, Fungi, Basidiomycota, Exobasidiomycetes, Exobasidiales, Cryptobasidiaceae.
AUGACAUCCUCCCGACACUUUCACAACGUCGAGCAGUACCUGCUUCCGGCCGAUGCAGACGAGACGCAGCGCCUGAGCCUGCAGCACCGUGUCGUUGUCCGGGCCUUUGGCGGGAAGCUCUGGUCGGGCCCUCCAUCGCUGCAGGCACUGCAAGGCGCCGACGUGCUCGACUCGGGCACGGGCAACGGCAUCUGGCUGAGCGAUCUCGAGCGCAGGCUCGCCGAGGGGGGCGUUGCGCCAGGCCAUCUCAUUGGCGUCGAUCUCAGCGACCGACAAUUUCCAAGCGCCUCGCCGCGCCGCCUCGCCACCCUGCAGGUGGCCGACAUCCUCAACCUGCCUGCCGAGUGGACCGGCCGCUUCUCGCUCGUGCACCAGCGCCUCCUCGUCGCCGGGCUCAGCGGCGCGCAGUGGAAGACGUGCCUGGGCCAGCUCUUGCGCGUGCUCCAGCCAGACACGGGCUGCGUCGAGCUCAUCGAGACGGGCCACUUUGCGCACCCGUACCCCGCAGGCUCGCCCGGUGACGUCCUCAUGCGCGUGCUCCGCCAGACGUUUGCCAAGCGCGGCCUCGUCUUCGAUAUUCUGGCGCGGCUCGGCGACUGGCUCGCCGAGGCCGGCUUUGUCGACGUCGCCGUCACCACCGUGGAGAUUCCCAUGAGCAGACGGCGCGAGGACGGCCACGAGGCGGGCGAGAACUUCUUCCGGGGGCUGUUGGGCCUGCAAGAGGCGGCGGUCCAGAGCGGCGCCAUCGCCAGCCGGCAGGACUACAUCGAACUCAUGGACCGUGUGCGAGCGCAGUGGGACGCCGACGACACCUGCAACACCUUUGCCGCCUUUUCGGCCAGGCGACCCGCCACUUAG